Messenger RNA from Ornithodoros turicata, 825 nucleotides. Its product is annotated as GS homeobox 1-like. Bases 1 to 825 code for a protein of 274 amino acids. The transcript is spliced from 2 exons. Gene Ontology annotation, biological process: regulation of transcription by RNA polymerase II. Gene Ontology annotation, cellular component: nucleus. The record is from RefSeq and is a predicted model, not a curated record. Gene Ontology annotation, molecular function: RNA polymerase II cis-regulatory region sequence-specific DNA binding; DNA-binding transcription factor activity, RNA polymerase II-specific. NCBI's taxonomy places the organism in Eukaryota, Metazoa, Arthropoda, Arachnida, Ixodida, Argasidae.
AUGUCUACGCCGUCCGCAUUCACCGCUUCGAAAUCUUUUUACGUGGAUUCACUCUUGACGAACUCGAAGCCCCCCAGUGGCGUCUGCAAGGACAGGUCUAAGGUGUGCUCGAUACCCCCGUGGUUUUCACCCGUUCUUCCGUCGCCCGCUUUGAUCCUCCAGCAUUCAGCAGCGCAGCAGCAGCACGUGUUGUGCCGGAAGGGGGUCGGGUCCCCGCCCUGGUUUCCGCACUGCGCUCUUUGCGUUCGCAGUGCGUCGUCUUCACCCGGAUCCCUACCGAGGGAGCCCGCGGUUUUCGCCGCCGGAGGUUUCCAUCAACACGAUCUUGAGCACUUGGCUGCCGUCACAGCGGAAGCAGGGAGAAUAGAGAGCAGCAAAAGAAAAGACGCGAAAGAUUCGUCCUCGGGCGUCCAGCCUUCAAGCGACGACGCUAGCCAAAACAGCAACAAUAAACGUGUGCGGACGGCUUUCACCAGUACGCAACUGCUGGAACUGGAGCGUGAGUUCACGUCGAACAUGUACCUCUCGAGGCUCCGAAGGAUCGAGAUUGCUACCUACCUGCACCUUUCCGAGAAACAGGUCAAGAUUUGGUUUCAGAAUAGGCGCGUCAAGUACAAGAAGGAAAGUUCUGGAAUGAACAGAAGACCAUACCAGUGCCACUGCGCCCUCAAGAGCAAACCGCAUGACGUCAAAGAAGAAGGCAUGUCACCGACUAAGAGGUCUUGUACGUCCCGGGAAAGUGACGACUGUGAGAUGAGCGUCUGCACUUCUUCGCAGGAUUCCGCCGAUGGACACGUGCACACAACAGACUGUGAGAGUGACUGA